GAAGAAGAACAAGAACAAGAAUUAUCCACACACAAGUUAUAGAAAUUCUUCUUUUGAAUUCGGAUAGAAAGAGAAAGAUGGAUUCUUCUUCUUCUUCUUCUUCUUCUUCCUCGACUGUUGCCGCGACUGUCGCUGUCGCCGCCGCCGCCGCCGCCGCCACCACUGUGGUGUCGAAAUGCAGGGUGCACCCGUCGCAGGCGUCCGCCAUGGGCGACCUCAAGCUGUCCGUCUCCGACCUCCCCAUGCUCUCCUGCCACUACAUCCAGAAGGGGGUCCUCCUCCCGCGGCCCCCCUUCCCCGUCCAGCAUCUCGUCUCCCUCCUCCAGCUCUCCCUCUCCCGCACCCUCUCCCUCUUCCCUCCCCUCGCCGGCCGCCUCUCCACUGGCUCCUCCGGCCGCGUCCUCAUCUCCUGCAAUGAUGAGGGCGUGGACCUCAUCCACGCCUCCGCCGGCGACGUCCUCGUCGCCGACCUCCUCUCGCCGUCCCGAGUCCCCGAGCGGUUCAAAUCGUUCUUCCCGCUGGACCGGACGGUGAGCUACCGGGGCCAUUGGGAACCGAUCGUGGCUGUCCAGGUGACCGAGCUGCGAGACGGCGUCUUCAUCGGCUGCGCCGCGAACCACGCCGUCGUGGACGGGACCUCGUUCUGGAACUUCUUCAACACCUUCGCCGAGGUCUCGCGAAUCGGCGAACGGAGGUUCUCGAAGGUCCCGGACUUCCGCCGCGAGUCGGUGCUGAUUUCCGACGCCGUGCUCAAAAUCCCGGAAGGGGGCCCGACGGUGACGUUCAACGAGGACGAGCCGCUGAGCGAGAGGAUCUUCAGCUUCACCCGUGAAGCGAUCUCGCGGCUGAAAGCCAAAGCCAACGACAGGAAAUGGAGCGAAUCCGAGGAUGGCAACUUCAACGCCGUCGAGAUCAUGGGGAAGCAAAUGCACGACCCUUACGUGACCAGCGGUAACGUGAAGCUGACGCCGUCGUUCCUCGGGAGCUGGUUCGCCAAGCAACGUGGCGGGGCAGGGACGCGCGUCGAAACGGCGGAGAUCUCGUCGUUCCAGGCCCUGAGCGCGCUGCUGUGGAGGUCCGUGACGCGUGCGAGGAAGCUCCACGCGUCCAAGACGGCCACGUUCCGGAUGGCCGUCAACUGCCGCCACAGGCUCGAGCCCCGGCUCGAGGCGCACUACUUCGGGAACGCGAUCCAGAGCAUCCCGACCCGCGCGGCGGCCGGGGAGGUGCUGUCCCGGGACCUGCGGUGGUGCGCGGAGAGGCUGAACAGGUCGGUGACGGAGCACGGGGACGCCGCGGUGCGGGGGGCCGUGGAGGAGUGGGAGAGGGAGCCGAGGCUAUUCCCGCUGGGGAACGCCGACGGCGCGUCGAUCACGAUGGGGAGCUCGCCGAGGUUCCCGAUGUUCGACAACGACUUCGGGUGGGGGAGGCCGGUGGCGAUCAGGAGCGGCAGGGCGAACAAGUUCGACGGGAAGAUAUCGGCCUUCCCGGGGAGGGAAGGCGGCGGGAGCGUCGACCUGGAGGUGUUGCUGUCGCCGGAGACGAUGGACGGGAUCGAGUCCGACCUGGAGUUUAUGCAGUACGUGUCGCAGCACUGAUGACGUGGACGGUGCUCGGCGUCGUUGGAUUCGGUCUUUUCUUUUCCGGAGGGAGGGGAUUGAGUGUGUUGGAUUUGGUGGGGUCCAGGAGUUUCAACGGUGCGGAUUUGGUCUGAGGUGUACAUGAGAGGAUUGACUCGGAUCCUCUCCCUCGCGCGCGACAUGUCUGACCACAAUAAGUCAAAGUUAGUUUUUAACCGAUGUUGUCUUGAAACCUUUUCUAUCCUUUUGUUUCCUGUUUUUUUUUUUAAUCUAAAUUUGGGAUGUGUCCCCAUGUGUCCAUUUGAAAAGUUGUCGAAUCCCUUGUGUAUGAACCAUCUAAUUUGGUAGUUGAAA
Molecule: messenger RNA, 1934 nt
Organism: Syzygium oleosum
Lineage: Eukaryota; Viridiplantae; Streptophyta; Magnoliopsida; Myrtales; Myrtaceae
Exons: 1
Coding region: 78-1598 (506 amino acids)
Source: RefSeq, a predicted model, not a curated record